AUGCCGAAAGAAGAGCCCAUUACCUCAACAGAGCAGCAACAAACGUUUGAUAUCUAUAGAAAGGCAAUGACUUUCAACAUCCUCUCGAGAUACGAUCCACAGGUGAACCAACUAUUGUAUUUAUCCUCUCAUUGUGUGGUCUACGAGUUCAUAGAUAAUGAUUGGUCCAAACUGGAUUACCAGGGAACCAUCUGUCUCUAUUCCCGUAAGGAAUAUGAAAAACAAUCAAACAUUCAACAGCAUUCAUUGGACACGAAAACUAUUAUUUCAAAUAAUCUUUUCCAGUUCGGAAUUAUCAUUUUCAACAGAAACAAACCUGAGAAUUUCAGCAUCGGGAUUAUUCCAAACAAGUUUAUUGCAAAUCAGUCCGAUAAAAAGUUGAUAGUGGAACAGCAGAACGAGCUCAUUAUUGUCAAAGAUCUCUUAGGAACAGUCUACGGUCUGUGGGUGUUUGACUCCAAGGACAGGGAGAUGAUCUAUAAAAUGUUGGAUUACUGCAUCAACCAGUAG
Molecule: messenger RNA, 510 nt
Organism: Komagataella phaffii GS115
Lineage: Eukaryota; Fungi; Ascomycota; Pichiomycetes; Pichiales; Pichiaceae
Product: Subunit of the Dcp1p-Dcp2p decapping enzyme complex
Exons: 1
Coding region: 1-510 (169 amino acids)
Biological process (GO): positive regulation of catalytic activity; deadenylation-independent decapping of nuclear-transcribed mRNA; deadenylation-dependent decapping of nuclear-transcribed mRNA
Cellular component (GO): P-body
Molecular function (GO): enzyme activator activity; mRNA binding
Source: RefSeq, a predicted model, not a curated record